AUGGCAGAUAUCGAAAAGAUUCACGUACAACAUCUUGAGGGUGUGGUCGAUGCUGAGAGUAGCCGCGAUGGAGGCUCGUUCGUCGCGUUGGAUCCGGCGACGGAGCGGGCGUUGGUGAGGAAGAUUGAUAUCAGGUUGAUUCCGUAUCUGUCGUUUCUUUACCUUCUCUCCUUCCUCGACCGUGCCAACAUUGGAAACGCAAAGAUCGAAGGACUCGCGGUUGAUUUGAAGAUGAGCGACCAGCAAUAUCUCUGGACUUUGACGAUCUUUUUCUUUCCUUAUGCAUUGUUCGAGGUUCCCUCCAACAUUCUUCUCAAGAGACUUCGUCCGUCACUCUGGAUUCCGGGGAUUAUCCUUGCUUGGGGUACCUGUAUGACGCUCAUGGGAUUGGUUCACAACUUUCAGGGAUUGAUGAUUGCGAGGUUCUUUUUGGGGUUGGCGGAAGCGGGAUUGUUCCCGGGGUGUAUGUUUUACUUGAGUUGCUGGUACCGAAAACGCGAAUUCGGUAUUCGUGCCGCCAUUUUCUUCAGUGCGGCGACGAUGAGUGGUGCAUUCGGUGGAUUGUUGGCCGCUGGUAUCGCCAAACUCGACGGCACCGCCGGAAAGCCCGGCUGGGCCUGGAUCUUCAUCCUCGAAGGUCUCUUCACCGUAGCAGCCGGCGUCGUCUCCUUCUUCAUCGUCCCCGACUUCCCCGACACCGCAACCUUCCUCACCGAAACCGAGCGCCAACAAACCAUCGCCCGCCUCCAAUCCGACGCACAGUUGUCAGCCGGAACCCAGGAGCACUUUAGGUUCCGGACGUUUUGGACGGCUGUCACGGAUUGGAAGGCAGGGUUUGGGAUGUUGAUUUAUAUGGGGGUUUGUGGGCCGUUGUAUGCGUUUUCGUUGUUUUUGCCGAGUAUUAUUAAGGAGUUGGGGUUUACGAGUACGAAGGCGCAGUUGUUGUCGGUCCCUCCAUACUGUCUCGGCUGUAUCGUCACCCUUUGUGUUGGAUUCCUCGCAGACCGGAGCGGUCGUCGCGGUAUCUUCAACGUCGGCUGUUCCGCCCUCGCGAUUGUCGGAUACACGAUGAACGUUAUCCCCGCCUCCGGUCCCUACGUCCGCUACGGCGGUACCUUCCUCGCGGCAGCGGGUGUCUACCCAUGUAUCGCCAAUACAAUCUCCUGGAUCUCGAACAACGUCGAAGGCACCUACCGUCGCGGAAUCAUCAUGGCCCUCUCCAUCUCCUGGGGAAACAUCAACGGCGCCGUCUCCUCAAACAUCUACAGAGCGAGAGAUGCGCCGCAUUAUACACUUGGGCAUGCGGUUGUUUUGGGGUAUCUGUGUUGUUGCUUUUUCGGGAGUAUGGCGUUUAUGGCGUUGUUGAAGAAGGAGAAUGAGAGGAGGGAUAGGGGGGAGAGGGAUUAUUUGGCGAAUGUGGGGGAGGCGGAGAGGGUUGAGUUGGGGGAUAGGCAUCCGUCGUUUAGGUAUACUUUGUAA
Messenger RNA from Saitoella complicata NRRL Y-17804, 1479 nucleotides. RefSeq names its product MFS nicotinic acid transporter-like protein Tna1. Gene Ontology annotation, molecular function: transmembrane transporter activity. The record is from RefSeq and is a predicted model, not a curated record. The coding region runs from base 1 to 1479 and encodes 492 amino acids. Gene Ontology annotation, biological process: transmembrane transport. Lineage: Eukaryota; Fungi; Ascomycota; Saitoellomycetes; Saitoellales; Saitoellaceae. Gene Ontology annotation, cellular component: membrane. The transcript has 5 exons.